Messenger RNA from Melanotaenia boesemani (Boeseman's rainbowfish), 1973 nucleotides. RefSeq names its product lactase-like a (gene lctla). NCBI's taxonomy places the organism in Eukaryota, Metazoa, Chordata, Actinopteri, Atheriniformes, Melanotaeniidae. Bases 90 to 1802 code for a protein of 570 amino acids. Gene Ontology annotation, biological process: carbohydrate metabolic process. Gene Ontology annotation, molecular function: beta-glucosidase activity. The transcript is spliced from 14 exons. The record is from RefSeq and is a predicted model, not a curated record.
CAAACACUGCAACUGCACACAGUUCACAAAAAUACAUACAAGCCCACAUACAGGUGUGAUUGAAGACAGCGAGCAUUGUGCCAAAGACCAUGAUGCUGCAGCGGGGAUUCCUGAGGACUUGCCAUGUGCUUGCACUGUUGCUGUGUGUUUCAGCCAGCAAAGAUUUUGACUGGACAAAGAAUGACAGAACCUCUUUCUACUAUGGCACCUUCCCAACAGGCUUCUCGUGGGGAGCCGGCAGCUCUGCCUAUCAGACAGAAGGAGCUUGGAACACAGAUGGAAAAGGAAUGAGCAUUUGGGAUGCAUUUGCACACAAAAAGGGGAAAAUUAUCUCAAAUGAUACGGGAGACUCCUCCUGCGAGAGCUACUACAAGUUCAAGGAUGACAUUACCUUAAUGAAGGACAUGAAGCUGAACCAUUAUCGAUUCUCCAUCUCCUGGCCAAGGAUUUUACCUGGUGGAAUUAAAAACGAAUACAUCAACGAGAGAGGAAUCAGUUACUAUGACGACCUGAUCAACAUGCUCCUGGAGAAUAAGAUCACGCCCAUAGUUACUCUGUAUCACUGGGAUUUACCACAGGUGUUGCAGGAUAAAUAUGGCGGCUGGCAGAACGCCAGCAUGAUCAACUACUUCAAUGACUUCGCAAACUUGUGCUUUGAAAGAUUUGGAAACAGAGUGAAGUACUGGAUCACCUUCAACAACCCGUGGUCCAUUGCUGUGGAGGGAUAUGAAACUGGAGAGCAUGCCCCUGGACUUAAGAUGAAGGGAACAGGAGCUUACAAAGCUGCCCACCACAUCAUCAAGGCACAUGCUAAAGUCUGGCACACGUAUGACAUGAAGUGGAGAAGCAAACAAAAAGGUCUGGUUGGGAUCUCGCUGACUGCUGACUGGGGAGAACCAGUGGACAUCUCCAACCAGAGAGACAUCGAAGCAGCAGAGAGAUACAUUCACUUCUACAUGGGCUGGUUUGCGAUGCCCCUUUUUAAUGGAGACUACCCCCAGGUUAUGAAAGAUUACAUUGGCAGGAAGAGUGGCCAGCAGGGCCUGGGAGCUUCGCGGCUGCCUGUCUUCUCACCCCAGGAGAAGAGUUACAUCAAAGGCACCUGUGACUUCCUGGGUCUCGGACAUUUUACCACCCGCUACAUCACCCAGAAGAACUACCCAUCUGGCCUCGGGGAUAGCUACUUCGCAGAUCGUGACCUCGCUGAGCUGGUUGACCCGAAAUGGCCCGAUCCUGGUUCUGAGUGGCUUUAUUCAGUUCCCUGGGGCUUCCGCCGCUUGCUGAACUUUGUGAAGACUCAGUAUGGAAACCCCAUGAUCUACGUGACAGAAAACGGUGUCUCAGAGAAAAUGCUCUGCACUGACCUCUGCGAUGACUGGCGGAUGCAGUACUUUCAAGACUACAUCAAUGAAAUGCUGAAAGCCAUUAAAGACGGGGUAAAUUUGAAGGGCUACACCGCCUGGUCCCUCCUGGAUAGCUUUGAGUGGGAUGAAGGAUACUCUGAAAGGUUCGGUCUCUACUUUGUGGACUUCAGGAACAAAAACAAACCACGCUACCCGAAGGCAUCUGUUCAGUUCUAUAAACGCAUCAUUAGCUCUAACGGCUUUCCCAAUCAGAGAGAGGUGGAGAGUUGGAAGAGAAAAGCCACAGAAACUUGCUCCUCCAGUAACCAGCUCCUUGCUGCAGAUCCAUUGAUAGGUCACAUGGAGAUGGUGACAGAGAUCGUGGUUCCCACUGUGUGUACACUCUGCAUCCUCCUCAGUGCAGUUUUCCUCAUGUUUCUGCUGCGUAGACGCUUCUGAGAAACAUAACUGUGUUUUCAUCAAAGCGGAGCUCAGCAGGCUUAAAGCUGAAGAAAUCAUUCAGAAGGACGUCAAAGCUCAAACCUGUCCAGAGCCUUUUGUUGCUUUAACUGUCCUGCCCUUCUGUUUCUGAAUAAACCCUUUUUCAGGGUGUCACUAAAGAGUCAGAGA